CCCAUGAUGAGCGGUAGCGGCGCUUAUUGAGUGCCGCAUCCUAACAUACAAUGAUACUGACUACUCGACCGGGCCCUCCGAAUGAGCUGGGCUCUGUUCUUAUAUUCUCUUCGAACUAUUCAGGUUUAGUGUACGAGGAAUUGAGACUCGCUUGUAUCACGAAUCACUUGUGAGUUGAGAAACAGAAGAUGAUUUGGAUGAAAAGUGCAAAUCAAGCUUCGUAUGCCAUCGACUAUCUUCCCUAUUUCCAGGUGCACCUAGGUCAUACGAUGAGCUAUUUCGCAAGUAUAUAAUAUGCCACAACGGGCAGCGAGUUCGACUCAAUACCGAUCUCGACAUUCUAUAUCCAUAUCAUAUUCCAUUAACUUCCAUCAAGAUGCAAUUUAAACAGCUUAUCCCAGUCUCGCUUCUCAUCUUCGAGAGGUCGGAAGCUUGCCUCCACGACCAUAUUCCUGCGCCUCGGUUACGAGAUGUGCAGGAGGCUCUCCGCAAGCGUGAUGUACCAGCUUCUGUUAAAACAGCCAUUCAGAAUGUGCGAGUAUUUGAUGGCUAUAAUAUAGGGAAUCCCCAGACAGUCAUAAUCGAUGGCGAGUACAUCACUGACUCGGACGAUAACAUCGCAAAAACCAUUGACGCCGGCAAUCGUAUCCUAAUCCCCGGCUUGAUCGACGCACACGCCCAUGUGCAGUCAGUCGAAGGACUAGAAAAUAUGACUUCAUACGGCGUCACGACUAUCUUUAACAUGGCAUGCCCUACUUACGAACUUUGCGAUACACUUAAAUCAAACCCUGGCCUGGCUACCUUAUUCGCUUCCAUGCUACCAGCCCUCGCCCCGUCUGGGGGAAAUGCGAAGCUGAAUCCGGUGCCGGCCUCGCUGCGUCUUUCCCCUGGAGAGGACCCGAAGUUCCUCGUUGAUUAUUCCUUCGGCAAUGGCUCUGACUAUUUUAAGAUCGUGGGAGCAGCUGACGGCCCAACUCAAGAUCAACAGAAUACGAUAGUCGAGUAUACGCACUCCCUCGGCCAUUUCGUUGUCCAGCAUGCGCCGAGCGUGGCUACGUACACGCGCGCUGUGUCAGCUCGAACAGACGUCUUGCAACACAUCCCCGAUGACGGUUUACUGCCACCCAAUAUAUUCCAGUCGAUCAAAGACCACGAUCUAGCCGCCACCCCAACUGUGGAGAUUUUUCGGCGUGGGUACACGAUACAACCAGAGAUCGGCCAAUUUCUUCGAGGGAAUUUAUCUGCCAACGAUUCGUAUGCGCAUGUAGUUACCAACGUGAAGCAGCUGCACGCCGCCGGGAUAACUAUGCUCACCGGUACUGAUUCGGUCGGUAGCCUGGUACCUAUCGUUUACUUCCCAUUUGGUGUGUCGCUGCAUCAGGAGAUGGCCAACUUUGUAGAUUUUGGCAUGACGCCGCUCGAGGCUUUGCGUGCCGCGACGAUUGUGCCUGCUACAGUGCAUAGGUUGAAGGACAGGGGUGCGAUUAAAUCUGGGCUACGCGCCGAUUUGAUUCUGUUGAAUAGUAAUCCAUUGGAAAAUAUCACGAACACCAGAGAUAUUGCUCGGGUUUGGGCUGGAGGUGUGGAGUAUCCAAAUGUUGCACCGAAGAAUGCCACAGGUUAAUAGCCUGGAUCGGGUUCGAAUUUGGAAACGAAGGGUGGGGGUUCUAUAAAGUUCAACUCCUCGCCCCUAGAUCGACCUGUAUUUCGUUCAAUAUUAGCAUUAGUUGGAUAUUUAUAGGUGCUAGGUACCUACCACUAGCGUGGAACUGCUGUAAUCUUCCCGGGCUAGCACUGGUGCUAUAGAGCUUGCACCUGGAAACCUCCAGGGCUUAUAAAAGACCACGGA
Annulohypoxylon maeteangense is the source of this 1849-nucleotide messenger RNA. RefSeq lists its product as uncharacterized. The transcript is spliced from 2 exons. Gene Ontology annotation, molecular function: hydrolase activity, acting on carbon-nitrogen (but not peptide) bonds. Lineage: Eukaryota; Fungi; Ascomycota; Sordariomycetes; Xylariales; Hypoxylaceae. The record is from RefSeq and is a predicted model, not a curated record. Bases 377 to 1624 code for a protein of 415 amino acids.